UUUGUUUAUUUUCCUAUAUAAAUUAGUUAUUUUUUGAGUCAACACAUCAAGGUCUCUAAGCAUGAUUUCAAUAAUUUAUAUGCACUAGUCCUUAAUAUUGCUGAACAUCCCAUACAACCCCCCCCCUUCUACCGGUUAAGUGGCUUUACCCGACUUGCAGAUAUGUGUUUGCAGGGGAAUUACCCUUACCUACUGAUAGACUUCUAGUCUACUCCAUUUAUUCACUGACUGUCUUUUCACUGAAUCCUUAUUUGUACGUUAGUAGUGAGCAUGCCUAAAACUAUAUUGGGAUGACAACUUGUCAUAUACAUGUAUGUUCAUAUAAAUCACGACGUAGAUAUUACUUGAAAAAAUAGAAAUAAGCGAUUAUUUUGCUUAUAAAAAAAGCCAAACAUCACAGAGGCAAAAAGAGUCAUUCUCUAAGCUAAAAUGCAACUUAUCAAGAACUUUAGUCAAGCAGUACUGUUCGGACACAUUCUCAAUUGACUCCAUGAGGUCAUGAAUGUGUCAGACGUGCCACUGCAACACUGGUAUAAUACACAGUUGUCAUAACAGAGAACAAUACACAAUCAUUUGAUGCUCUGCAUUCUAUUCAAUAUUUUUCAGCUUGUUUGACUUAUAUAGUCCAAAUACACCCGUUUACGUCUAAAAUCCUCUGAGAGUGGUGGUACUACACCAGGGUAGGCCUAUAUGCUCAUGGUGACAAGACUUAUAGCCCUUUGUGUCGUCGUACUGACCAGAUUACAGCAUUGUUAACGGCGGAUCCAACUGCCGUAUUGUUCUGAACCAACCAUCCGAUCGACCUCAACGGAGUGCGACAUGCAAGUCUGGCAGCCUUAUUGAGCCAAUGAACUUAUAGCAAAAGAGAGCCACGUCACCGGGAGGCGCCGCCUCGCAUUGGACGGCUCAGCAAUAACCAGGCAAAAAGCAAAGUGUCUGUUGUCUGGUAACUUACCACUGGUGGAGAGAGGUGCCGAUUUUGAGGAGCACUCGUCGUUUGGAGAUCAGAGGGGCAGGAGUUACACAGUCUGCGAUGCCAUAGCCUCUUCACUCCUCGUCUGUGAUCAGUCACUCUGCUGUCUGUCAUCACUAAAUUUUUUAUCAGCCACUCAACAUUGCAGUCUUUCGAAAUCAACUGUCAUCGACUGGAGUCUGAAGCGCAAGAAAGCUGUGAAUGAACCAUGGGAGGCAGUAAGCGCAGAGACGAAAUGUUGAUCGCCUCGAAUGCUGAGGACGAGAACGGCUACGGAAGCGUGGACAACGCUAACGACACACAAAGACACCUGGUGAGACAUCAGGUGCUUCAGCGGGCCAGGAACCGUCUACUCGUUGCUGCUAUCUUGAGCCUUGUGGUCAUGAUCGCUGAGAUAGGAGGAGGCUAUCUGGCGGACAGUCUUGCAGUGGUAACGGACGCAGCGCACAUGCUGGUGGACUUUCUAGGUUUCAUCAUAGCACUACUGGCCAUCUGCUUAGCGAGGAAGCAGCCCAGUCAGAGACUUACACACGGCUGGCACCGCGCAGAGAUCCUAGGAGCCCUAUUCUCAGUGUUAAUCAUUUGGGUCAUGACGGGGGUGCUUAUCUACUUUGGAGUCAAACGGGCAAUGGCAGACCGUUUACAAAUCGACUCCAACAUCAUGAUCAUUACAGCAUCCAUCGGGUUGGCAAUCAACUUUGUUUUGGGCUUCAUACUAAAUUUCACAUGUGACGGUGGGAGCUGUAAGCCCACUGUGGCUGCAUUCGGAGCGACGGACACGGAACACCAGAGCGUGAAUUUACGAGCUGCCACGCUCCACGUCAUCGGUGAUAUCCUCCAAAGUCUCAGCAUUCUGAUUGCAGCAAUCAUCCUUUAUUUUCGUCCGGACCUGACCAUCAUUGAUCCAAUUCUUACCAUCAUAUUCAGUGUGUUUGUGUUCCUAACCACAUGCAGACUGUUUCGAGAUAUCAUAUUGAUACUCAUGGAAGCCAAGCCGCCCUCUAUUGACUACGCUGAUGCUCGUCGCCGAUUGGUUGAGAUUGACGGCGUAGAGGGCGUCCACUCUCUACGUAUAUGGUCUUUGACCAGUGGCGUUCACGUCAUCACUGUCCACCUUGUUAUUGCUUCGCUGUACGAUGGCGAGCCGGUCAACGCCCGCAGUAUCUUGAAGGAGGCCCGCCACAUCUUGGAGACCAAGUACGGCGUGCUGUACUCCACAGUGCAAGUUGAAUACAGUGACGACGGAAUGGCUUUCCUGUGCGCCCGGACUCCUGGCCCGUCUGAUUAAUUCAGGCUCCAAGGUGCUCUAUUGCAGUAAACCCUCAAGCGCCCUCUAAUCGGACGUACGCGAACAGCAAAGCACGAUCUCACGUGCGCUGCUAUAUGCACACGAUUUUAAACUAACUGGGGUUCCGUGUACUUCAUGUUAACAGUGAGUAGUAACCACAGCAAACAGCACGCUUACCUUGGAGGGAAAAAACAUGCUCAACGUAGUGGCAACAUUAGGCACGCGCAAGCUAUUGACCAUGCCAAGCGUGGAACACGCACUCACAGUAAGCCAAGUUUUCUGCAACAGCAAGCCCGACUUUUCUGGCAAAUGUUAGGCAGCGCCACGAUAUUGGGUUUGUCGUAGACCUUGUUUUAAGUAAAAUAAUCAUCGACAAAUGUUUAUUCAGGAAAAUAUUACUUUUUGGACAUUGUUUGCCAGCACUGUCACCUCAAAUUGGUGUUUGACAAAGCAGAAGCCAUCCUUGUCAAAGAAGAAAACAGUAUGUUCUUUCCUGAAAUAUUCUACUACGCAGGUCAGUAAAAUGCUCUUAAGUGGUAGGCUUAGCCCUUAAGAAGGGAUGGCAUCCAAAGUACAACCAUGUUCCUAGCUCUAUGGUACAACUAGAAAAUUUCGUGACUGCGACCAAACUCAGUACAGUGGGUCAGCUUCUUUCUGCAUGCUUAACUUUUUCUCCUAAUUUGUUUUCGACGUUCUUUUUGACAGCUGUCAUCAAAAUUGAGGCAUGAUGUGCAUGCAAAAUUGAUUGACAUCAUUUUAUUUAUUACGCCAUUCUAACUAACACAUUAUCAAUUUGGUGCCAAAUAUUUUUUUGUACUUACAGUUAAGCUUAAGCUUGACAGUUAAGCAAGUUCCCCAAACCUUCAAGUAAAAUAAAUUAAUGUAAGUAAUGUAGCAAGUUCCCAAAAUCUUCAAGUAAAAUAAAUUAAUGUAAAUAUGUACAUGUAUGUAGCUCCUGUUUUGAAGUUUCAAUGUUAGUCAGGUAAGACUCCUGUUGACACUGCAUGCAUUUGGCAUUAUUCUUGGCUGCUGUUAAUGACCAUGUGCCGGAAAUUGGGGGGAGUGGAAUUAUGUGUGUGUGGGGGGGGGGUGAAUUGCCCGGCUGAGGAAUUUCGAAAAGUGGUGGUGAUGGUCGUGUGUGCCAGGGGAGGGGAGGGUGCCGAAACCACGUGGGCAGUGUUCCUCUGUUUGACGAAACAGAGUUAAGCCCAUGCGAACGGCAGCCAGAUUACUGCUCUUCCACCUGAGAAAGAGUGAGACAAUAAUACCAAUUUUAAGGCCCUGAAAUAUUGUGCUGAAGUUUAAAGACGAUUUUGGUGUUUUUGUGCAUUGUGUUUUUGUGCUUUUUCAAACGGUAGAGAUUAAUUACUUUGGAAAACAUUACGCCAAUUUUCAUUGCGGCCAUGAGCAGACGGGUGUGUUUACGGGCAUCUCAUAAAUUUUGACCUCAAAAUACAAAUUAUAUUCUUCAAACUCUUCAGCAAAGAUAGCCAGAGUAAUAACACAGGAAGCAAACUUUGUCACUUAUCAAAAUACGCAUAUAAAUGAUUUACCGCGUAACAUGCAGGUGUUCCACAAUGUGGUUCGUAAGUGACUUCGUUAUACACGCGGACGCGCCCCGAUUUGCAGGCUCCCAUUGGACGAUCGCUAAAGUUGCG
Molecule: messenger RNA, 3919 nt
Organism: Acanthaster planci (crown-of-thorns starfish)
Lineage: Eukaryota; Metazoa; Echinodermata; Asteroidea; Valvatida; Acanthasteridae
Product: proton-coupled zinc antiporter SLC30A2-like
Biological process (GO): zinc ion transmembrane transport; response to zinc ion
Cellular component (GO): plasma membrane
Molecular function (GO): zinc ion transmembrane transporter activity
Source: RefSeq, a predicted model, not a curated record